Vicugna pacos (alpaca) is the source of this 1074-nucleotide messenger RNA. NCBI's taxonomy places the organism in Eukaryota, Metazoa, Chordata, Mammalia, Artiodactyla, Camelidae. The record is from RefSeq and is a predicted model, not a curated record.
GGGCCUGUGCUGGGCGCAGACACAUGAUCCCAGGGACCUGGCUGAGUGGAGCUGAGACCAUCCGGCAGCCUGAGCACACUUCUGCUCCCUGCUUCCAGGACCCACCCGGCAAGAGGGCCCCUCUCCUCUGACCAUCCGAGAGGAAAUGCCUUUGACCAGCCACAGGACGGGCAGCAGCCGAAGGAAGGUCAUCUGGGCUCUGUGCUUCCUGCUUCUGCUCCUUGAAGCAGGUUCUGCCAAGAAUAUCUGGAAACGGGCAUUGCAUGCGAGGCUGGCAGAGAAGUCCCGAUUAGUUUUAGACUGGCUAGUGCAGCCGAAACCUCGAUGGCUUGGGGGCAACGGCUGGCUUCUGGAUGGCCCGGAGGAGGUGUUGCAAGCAGAGGCCUGCAGCACCACAGAGGAUGGGGCAGAGCCGCUUCUCUGCCCCUCGGGCUAUGAGUGCCACAUCCUGAGCCCAGGUGACGUGGCUGAGGGCAUCCCCAACCGUGGGCAGUGUGUCAAGCAGCGCCGGCCAGCAGAUGGACGAUUCUUCCGACACAAAUUUUACAAAGAAUAUCCAGAGGGCGCCUUCAAGAAUGUGGCAGAACCUGGGAAAGGACAACAGAGGCACUUCCCAUAAAGUGAUGGCAGCAGCCAGUGCACAAGAACAUUCCUCCACUUUCUGCUAAGCCUUGGAAACAGUUGGGUAAAAAAAUGUUUUUCAACCCCUAGAGGUCAUGCCCAGCUCAACAGAGCAUGACCCCAGAGAUGCUUGGAGACAGGACACCUGGCUCUCAACCCCCGUGGGGCCCUGCCUGGCUGGGUGACUUUGUGGGAGCCACUCACCAGCGCCUGGUCCCUGUUUUAUGAUCCUGGAAAGGAGGCACACCAAGCAGUCCCCUUGACCUUGUAGCUCCCUGGAUCGUCCGUGGGAAGAAGUCACUGCCUUUGUGAGCUGUGUGAAGCCCAUUUUUAAGACAGAGUUCCAUGUCUUGCUUGGUACUGGUUUCUUCCAGGUUUGACUCCAGGAGGCACGUACCCAUCCCACGUGUUCUCAAGAUAAGUUUGCUCAUCAUAAAAUGGAAAUGAACUUAC